Colletotrichum navitas is the source of this 1392-nucleotide messenger RNA. RefSeq names its product calcium/proton exchanger. The record is from RefSeq and is a predicted model, not a curated record. Bases 1 to 1392 code for a protein of 463 amino acids. The transcript has 4 exons. Gene Ontology annotation, biological process: calcium ion transmembrane transport; intracellular calcium ion homeostasis. Lineage: Eukaryota; Fungi; Ascomycota; Sordariomycetes; Glomerellales; Glomerellaceae. Gene Ontology annotation, molecular function: calcium:proton antiporter activity. Gene Ontology annotation, cellular component: fungal-type vacuole membrane.
AUGUCGGCUCCUCGAUCCCCCUAUCGUCAAACCCAUCGCCAGUCGGCCGGCCCACGGCGACGAGAAUCGAACCACCCCAUCAUCUCGCCCGAGAAGGCGCGCACCUCAAGGUACGCGGUCGGUGAGGAGCUGCCCGUCCACCAUGGUCGCCAUCACCGAGCCCCUCCGCCGGGAAGCAGAGUCAAAGUAAAGCCUUCAGGCGAAAGCGGCCGCACAGGCUUCCAUCCCUUCAAGUUUCUCAAAAUUACUUGGAAGUCCUCAAGCCGGGCGUCCCUCGUUUGUAACUUCUUCUGGCCCGUGGUCCCCGCCGCCUUUGCCGUUCGUUACAGUCGCCCACAAGACCACGUCCUGAUCUUCAUACUUACGUACUUGUCCAUGAUUCCCUGUGCCAACAUGGUCGGUUUCGCCGGCCAGGAACUAUCGCGUAAGGUUAGCCACGUAUUCGGCGUGUUGAUUGAGACGACCUUCGGGGGCAUCGUUGAAGUCAUUCUCUUUAUGAUACUCUUAAAAGGCGACCAGUUCACUGUCAUUAAGGCUGCUAUUCUCGGUUCGAUAUUAGCGACGAUGCUCCUGUGUCUGGGAUUAUGCUUCAUUGCCGGCGGCAUACGACGAGACGAGGCUGAGUUCAGUGAGACUGUCAGUGAAGCCGGCAGUGGCUUGCUACUCACGGCAGGGGUCGCCUUGGCCAUUCCUGCCCUCUUUAGUUACUCCAUGGCCAAGUCGCUUACGGUUGAGGAGCUCGACAGCAAGACGCUGCAUAUCUCACGACUUGUGUCUGUCUUGCUUGUUAUAGCUUAUGGUGUCUUUGUAUUGUUCCAGGCCCGGACGCACCACGGCAUCUACGAUGCCAUCUUCGAGCGUGACGAGCAGCGCGACCGUGACAAGCACAAUGACAUCAGCAAGCCCAAGCUGACGCUGACCGAGUGCAUUGUAGCCCUCGUCAUCUCCAUCACGCUGGUGGCAUUUAUGGCCAUCUAUCUUGUCGAGCAGAUCCAUCCCAUUGUGCUGAGGCAUGGUAUCUCAGACCAUUUUAUGGGCCUCAUCCUCGUGCCUCUGGUGGAGAAGGCCGCCGAGCAUCUAACGGCUGUCGACGAAGCAUGGGAUAACCAAAUGAACUUUGCCCUCUCCCACGUCCUGGGCGCCACACUGCAAACAUCCCUGCUCAACGGUCCGCUCGUCGUUAUUGUCGCCUGGGCCUGGCAUAAACACAUGGAUAUCGUUUUUGAGGUCUUUGAUAUUGGUAUGCUUAUCCUGUCCAUACUGACGGUCGGCAACUUCCUGCGCGACCAGAAGAGCAAUUACUUGGAAGGCUUCCUAUGCGUUAUCGUCUAUCUCGCCAUCGCCGUUGCGGCCUUUUACUACCCCAACCCGGAGGGUCUCGGCGAGCACUAA